Arachis ipaensis is the source of this 1965-nucleotide messenger RNA. The record is from RefSeq and is a predicted model, not a curated record. NCBI's taxonomy places the organism in Eukaryota, Viridiplantae, Streptophyta, Magnoliopsida, Fabales, Fabaceae.
AUGCUGCAUAAGAGGGAUAGUAAGAACACUUCAAAUGGUGACAUUGAUUCAAGAACUUUAAAUGAGGUAGCCAAUCGUGAUGUUCCCAUUUCAGAGUCUGCAGAGCAUUCAACUUCUACAUUACCUCCUCUCCCAACCACAUCAUCUGAGCGCAAAAAUCGAUCAAUAGUUUGGGAGCACUUCAAGAGAACCCCUGAUGAUGAAAGUAAGGCUCAAUGUCAACACUGUUUAAAAGUGAUCAAGUGCGGGAAUGGAACAAGUGCAAUGAGAUCACAUUUAAAGAUUUGCAUAAGCAAUCCCGGUUCAGAUAGAGGAAAACGACAGAAAACAGGCACAUCGCCUAGCCCAGAAGCACAAGUGGGUAGGUUUGAUGCAGAAUAUGCUCGGGAAAAAUUGAUAUCAAUGUUUGUUCGCGAGGAGCUUCCUUUUCGAUUUGUAGAAAGUCAAGGUUUUAAAGAAUAUUCAGCGGCCUUGCAACCAGGAUUCAAUACUCUUUCAUGUUUUACAUUGGCACGUGACAUCUUGGUGCUCCAUGAAACAAAGAAGGUUCAACUUCAAAAAUACUUUUCCAAAUACGGAGGAAGAGUUUGUCUUACAACUGAUAACUGGAGUUCGUGUCAGAAUAUGGCGUAUAUGUGUUUGACUGCUCAUUUCAUCGAUGUGGACUGGAAGUUGCAAAAGAAAAUACUAAAUUUUUGCCAAGUCACCGGCCACACGGGAGAGAUUAUGGCUCAAAAUGUUGAAGCUUGCUUGAAUAGCUGGAAGUUGAACAAGAUUUUGAGUUUGACAGUUGAUAAUGCAUCGUCUAACGAUGAUGGAUUGAAGGAGAUUGAUGAUUCGGUCGCCAAAAUUCGAGAUGCUGUGAAGUAUGUCAGAUCUUCAAAUUCAAGAUUAACUAGGUUUAAGGCAUGUAUUGCACAAGAGAAUAUUCCACAUAAGACUCUUGUUUGCCUAGAUGUUGAAACGCGAUGGAACUCUACAUACUUAAUGUUAGUAGCAGCCUUAAGGCAUCAGAAGGCAUUUGAGCUAUUAGAGAUGCAAGACAAAAAAUUUGUUGAAGAAUUAAACAAGGGAAGAGGGGUACCUUUAUUUCAAGAUUGGGAUUAUGCUAAGUCCGUCUUACCAUUUUUAGAGAUGUUUUACGAUGCUACACUUCGCAUCUCUGGAUCCUCUUAUGUCACUAGUAACUUAUACAUGAAAGAAGUGUUUGCUCUUGGAAGGAGGAUUCAACAAUAUCGUGAUGAUGAUGAUUUGAGCAUAAGUCUUAUGGCAAGUAAGAUGAAAGCAAAAUACAACAAGUAUUGGGGAAAUGCAAAAACUAUUAACAUGUUGUUGUUAAUUGCCGUAGUUCUAGAUCCCUGCCAUAAGUUAGAUUACGUUGAGUGGUGCCUAGUUAAUUCUUUUGGUGUGGAAGUGGGCGGUGAAUUGAAGACAAAGUUGUCUUCUUGUCUUCAUUCACUUUAUAAUUUAAAUCAAGGUGCAGAUGAAGGAAACCAAGAUGAUACCCUCUCCCAACCGAGUGCAAGUGAUAAAGCCAAAGACAUUUAUGAUAUGGGGUUAUAUCGUCGAUCAACCGGUCGCAAAUCCAAUCUUAAAUCUGAGCUUGAUCAUUAUUUGAAUGAAGACUGUGAGCCAGAUAAUAAGCCUUUGGAUAUUCUAGGAUGGUGGAAGGCUAACUCGAAUCGGUUUUCCGUCCUAGCAAAUAUGGCACGGGACAUAUUGGCUAUACCAGUUUCAACAGUAGCUUCCGAGUCUGCUUUUAGUAUGGGGGGAAGAAUCAUCGAUCAAUAUCGUAGCUCAUUGACUCCUAAGAUGAUAGAAGCCCUUGCACAACUUAUAGCAGUUGCAAUGUCAAUUUUGGAUGGGGACAUUGGUGUCAACAAUUAUAGCAGUUGGAAUGUCAAUUUUGUGAAUAAGAUGAAGGUCUUAGUUGCAGUGGCUUUGAAAUGUGUAGAGGAAGACUAA